AUGUUGAGUUUCCUUACCGUCAGUACACAACCACGUAAUAAAAACUUCUCUUUUAAAUCUUCCAAUAGAUUAUUUGUUUAUAACGAAAUAUCAAGGUUGGUAAAUAAUGGAUUUUCAAAUGUUAAAAUUGUUCAGUCAAUGUUGAAAGAUUUUGUUGAACGUUCACAUUCAAAACCAUCAAUUUUGUCACGAGCAUUUUACCCUGAUGAACGAACAAUCAGAAAUUUUAUUAUAAAAUUCACAUAUCAAAAACAUCAAAGCAAAAUUGAUCAAAAUGCUCUUCAAAUUAAAAUUGAACAAUGGAAAAUAUCCGAACCAAAAGAUAAUUUUUAUUUUCGGUCAUUUAGUGAAGAGGAUGGAAUUAUAAAGCAAUUACUUUUUCGUCAGAAAACGGAAUGGCAAAGAUACUUACUUAAUCGGUAUGCUAAUGUAUGUUUUCUUGACGCAACAUACAAAACUACAAAAUAUGCACUUCCAUUAUUCCUCCUUGUUGUAAAAACCAAGGUUAACUAUUCUGUUGUUGCUCCAUUUUUUGUUCAAUGUGAAGAUUCAAAAUCUAUUGAAGAAGGUUUAACAAUAAUUAAAUCAUGGAAUACGACGUGGUCUCGUCAAUAUUUCGUAACAGAUUACUGCGAAGCAGAAUAUAAUGCAAUUACCAUUUUACAUAUGUGA
Molecule: messenger RNA, 672 nt
Organism: Macrosiphum euphorbiae (potato aphid)
Lineage: Eukaryota; Metazoa; Arthropoda; Insecta; Hemiptera; Aphididae
Source: the annotation of a GenBank genome assembly